AUGGCUCUCAGAGAACCACUGCUGUACCAAUCAAAGAGAAAGAUUAAAGAACAGAAAACAGAGAUCGAGGAUGAAAAAAGUGAGACUGGAGAUGCACCAGAAGAACCUGUGCCCAAGAAAGGAGCUGUGUCUGCAGUUUGGAAGUUUUUUGGUUUGAAAAAAAUCCGUCCACACCAGGCUAAAUCUGAAGGUAUUUAUGGUCAGAACUGGGAUGUGACAUAUAAUCCUGAUAGUAUCUGUGCUGUGAAGGGUUCAUCAGUAACCAUAUCCUGCUCCUACACAUAUCCUAGCGGUCAUAGAGUUGAAACAGUUUACUGGACAAAAAAUAAAAAUGGUAACCGCCCUGACUUGUCUGAAGAGCCAGCUUAUAGAGGCAGGUUUCAAUACCUUGGAGAUAAACAGUCAGACUGUAGCAUGAAACUGACUGAUGUGAGAGAGAGAGAUGCAGUUAUGUAUCUAUUCAGAUUUGAAACAGAUAAAACAGGGGGGAAAUGGACUGGUUUACCUGGAGUCCAACUCUCAGUUACAGAUCUACAGGUGGAGACUCCAGAGAGAGUGGUGGAGGGUGAUACAGUCACUCUGAAAUGUAGAACCAACUGUUCUCUGAGUAACACAACAACCUUCAUCUGGUAUAAAAAUGAAUAUGUUUUAACAAGGAAAAACAUGAAGAACAAUGAACUCUCUUUCCAGUCAGUCAGCUCUGAGGAUAGAGGCAGUUAUAUGUGUGCUGUACAAGGUCAUGAGAAUCUUCCCUCUCCUGCUGUCACUCUCACUGUCAUAUAUCCUCCAAGAAAUACCACAGUGUCAGUCAAUGCAUCUGGUGAAAUAGUGGCAGGCAGUUCAGUGACUCUGACCUGCAGCAGUGAUGCUAAUCCACCACAGAUAAACUACACCUGGUAUAAAGAGAAUGUAACUUCACCUGUAGGAUAUGGACAGAGUUACAUCAUCAACAACAUUCAGUCCAAUAACAGCGGACUAUACUACUGUGAGGCCCAGAAUAAACAUGGCUCUCAGAGAACCACUGCUGUACCAAUCAAAGAGAAAGCUAUAUCUCCCAGCCCUGAGCCUAAUCAUAAGGGCUACAUGUUUGCCCCCUCGGAAAUCUCAAAUGCCCCCUCAGUCAUUGCACCCUGCAGCCGGCCCUGGUAUAAUUAA
This is a messenger RNA of Chanos chanos (milkfish), 1155 nucleotides long. RefSeq names its product B-cell receptor CD22-like. The record is from RefSeq and is a predicted model, not a curated record. The coding region runs from base 1 to 1155 and encodes 384 amino acids. The transcript is spliced from 6 exons. Lineage: Eukaryota; Metazoa; Chordata; Actinopteri; Gonorynchiformes; Chanidae.